This is a messenger RNA of Pleurotus ostreatus (oyster mushroom), 1770 nucleotides long. RefSeq lists its product as uncharacterized. Lineage: Eukaryota; Fungi; Basidiomycota; Agaricomycetes; Agaricales; Pleurotaceae. The transcript is spliced from 2 exons. The record is from RefSeq and is a predicted model, not a curated record. Bases 1 to 1770 code for a protein of 589 amino acids.
AUGCUUAUGGCUCUCUCCUCCUCCUCCGCUGUGAGUGUGCCGCACCCGUACGCGCGCAUCUACGCAAAAAAAGACGCAAAGCGCCGCCGCAUCUGGAACCACGCCCUCGAGAAAUCCGUCUUCUCCCCGCUCCAGCUCUCCACCGUCGGCGCACAGGACCGCCGCCCCAUAUACGUCGCCUCCCUCGAGGCACACAUCGACCGCCUCCAUGCUCAGCUCAAGGCCCUCGCCUGCUACCCCGUCCGCGACGACCAGCUCGCCCCAUACAUCGGCCUCCACAGCAAGGUCGCAAAGAGCAUGGUCUCCAGCCUCCAGCACGAUAUCUCACAGACAAACUUGAAGUUGCUGGAGCUCGAGCGUGCGAAUGCGAAACUCCGCGAAUCGCUCGGUUUGCCGCCCAAAGCUCCGCCACUUCUCGUGCCCUCCCCGCCACCCCGCCCACGCGUCCCAUACACCUACCCAGACCUCUCCGCACACCUAAACCAACCAAACCAAACCAUCUCAGAACCAGUCCCGUCAUACAGCCAGGCAUCCACACCCGCGUCGCAUUUCUACUCUUCCGCAAAUGCAAACUCGAGCGGAAAUGGGUCAGGCGCGCCCAUCGCGCUCCCCACCCUCCCGUUGCCCGAGCCCUCGUCGCUCUCGUUCUACUAUUCCUCCCAACCCUUUCCAUCAUCCGCAUCUUCGACGACAUCACCGUCCUCUCCAACGGACACUUGUUCCUCCUCCGGCGCGUCGGCAUACGCGGCGCCCUCACCCAUAUACUCGGCGCCCACGUCCCCGUCGUCCCUCGCAGACGCGCUCUCCCCCGUGUCGCCCGUCCACUCUACGCACUCUACACAUGUCUCCGCCCCGUCUCCCGCAUACUCUACCACUACUACCACCCAACACAACUCACCCAUAGACACCACCGCAGAAUUCUCGAUGCUCUCUCAGCCUUAUUACCCAUCACCUCCCUCAUCUUCGUCCGCUAACCAUGCUCACCCCGCUCACCACCACGUUGACGUGCAGCCACCCGCGUACGACGACGCCGACGCGUACCGCCACGAGCAGCACCUCAUGCUCGCCUACCCCGCGGUGUACCUCGACCCGCAGCCGGCGCCGGAGCAGCGGAGCCGGUAUGAGAUGCAUGGGGUGGCGUAUGUGGAUGUGCAGCAGCAGCAGCAGCAGCAGUUACAUCCAAUGCGGCAGGAAGAGCACGUGCAGCAGGAGGGGGAGUGGAAGCAUCUACAACCAGAGAGUGAGCAGCAGAGAGAGGAGGAGCAGCGCGUCCACGCGAUCCGCGCUCCGCACCCGCGCUUCCACCCGUACCGCCUCCCCCAGCAGCAGCACCACCAAGAGCAGGCGUACGCGCCGCACCCGCCGCCGCCGCCGUCUUACUCGUCGUAUGCGCCGUACCCCCCGUAUAUAUCGACGACGUUCUCGCAGCCCGAGACCCAGUCGUACGCCUCACAACAACAACAACAACAACAACAACAACAACAACAACAACAACAACACGGGCAAGAACAACACGGGGAAGGGCAAGAGCUGUACACCUUCCCCGACACCGACACCGCUUCCGCCUCGGUGUACCCGCCGCCCGUAUCCCCUUCGUGGACCGACGCCCCGGACGCGUACGCACCCCCACAUCCACAUCAAGCACACCAGGUGUAUCCAGGACAAUUCGGCCACCCUGGAUCGAGUAUGCAUAUUACGAAUACGCACGGGCAUGGGCAUGGGCAGUAUCACUACGGGAGUGUGCAGUCGGUGCCGUUGCAGGCGUUCUAG